AAAAAGUAUUAUAAUCCAAAAAAACAUUAGCUUCAACCUCUUACUGGGAUUUACCAACACAGUAAUAAACCUGCAAAGUAACAAAAAAUAACAACUAGCAAACUAGUCAAUAGUGUAUUUUGCCAGUAGUUUAUUUCACACCAUCUCGAGAAACAAAAUAGCAUUGAGAGAUACUUUAAACACUUUAGAAUUGUAUGAAGACUGAUGUAAAACUAGGUAUAAAGACGUAUAAAACUACAUACAGUAUGUGAACUGGAGUUUUUUAAAGGCAGCUACAGUUAACGUGCAGUUGUAUUUACAAAUGUGUUACUUAUGCACAGUGUAUGCUGUAGUAAUUUAAUAAAUCAAUAUACAUGGGUACAUUACUAUGAUAUUUGUUUUUUUCUGGCAUCUCUUAUUUGCUGACCUCCUGUUUUCCUAUGUGACACAGGCAUGUGCACACACUGCACUGGGAGACAGAGAAGCCCUGUCUGCACUCUGAGCACACUCAUUAGCUUGAUAAAGAGCUGCAGAGGAGAGGAGGGAGGGAUGAAGGGAAAGUGUGAGGAGUGAGAUUGGCAGGUCCUGAAUCCUGAUCUCAUUCCCUCUUCUGCUCCUCCACUUUGAGCUCAGAGGAGAAGUGAAAAGGAAGGCUAGGGAGAGAAAGGGAUAGAAGUUGAUUGAGAGAGCAAGAGAGAGAGAGGAGGACAGAGUCAAAGCAGAUACUUGUCUCCUUCAAGCGUGAGUGACAAGAGGAAAGAUGAGUGAGCUGGUCAAUAGCUCUGCCGUCCCGCUGAAUGACUCUUGGACGCUGCUCUCCAGAUCCCCGCUGCCCACAGUGUCCCCUGUGCCUGUGCCUGACCCCCUGCCCAUCAUCCUGGCUGUGCUGUGUCUGUUUGUGCUCUUCGCCAGCUGUGCUGCCUUCCUGGCGCUGUGCAGGCCCUCGGCGCUGGAGAGAGCACGUAAUGGGCACCGGGAAAGCAUGCCUCACCACAGUGGUGACACCAGCGAGCCGCAGCUGCGCCUCUGGAAACGCCUGGGCUCCCUGCGCCAGUCCCUCUCCUCCUUCCGCCGCACGCAGCGCCCUCCGGCCCCCUGCAGGAGCGCCCACAAUCCCCUGCCUUGCCUUGAUGCCACAGAGAUUUGAAUGGCGGGGGGUUGCAGUGACAGGACUGCUGUGGUCAAGACUCGACAGACCGUGCCGAUAGUCCAGGGUUCAAGAUGCGGUUUAUAUCUUUAUACUGUACCUUCAGCUUCUCUAUUAGAUCCCCUGUGCUUAUUUCUGGUGAGCUACUGUUGUCAGCAUUUCUACAAAACUGUCAUUUUUUGCUCUCAUUUGGAAAAAUGUAUUGCCUAAAUUUUUAGUUUUUAGCCAUUUUUAACAAAAGUGUUUCUACAGCAAUUUUCUUUGUCAGAGAAAGGUGUUUUUCUUCAAAGUCAGGAAAGAGUGAGAUCGGCAGACAAGGCCCUUAGAAAGCCUCCUUUGUGCUGCUGGGGAGAGGGGCAUAGGCAGAGAGACUGCUGGGAAUGCAAAGCUGCAGAUCCGGAUGGGGGAAUGUGGUAGCCCAAAGCUAACACCCCAACCACUGGAACCAAUCUGGUGGGUGAGACCUCACUGCUGUGGCGUGUCAGUAGUGUGCAGUUUUGUGAAAUGCAAGAGGAAUCUAACACUACUGCUUCUGUGUGUAUGAGUGAUUGUUCUUUUUUCAUGAAAUUUUAAACAGCUAAAACUUGAGCUCGCCAGCUCUGAGGGGUUAGUUGAUGGAUUCUCUGUGGGCUUUGCUUAAUAGAAACUCUGGCUCUUCAUACUUUUUUUAAACCAAGUUUUGUUAAACUGUUUUAUUUACUGCAUCACUUUUUGUUUUAUAAUAAAAAGAACAGGUUUUCAGAAAAGGCUCUUGAAUG
Messenger RNA from Lepisosteus oculatus (spotted gar), 1884 nucleotides. Lineage: Eukaryota; Metazoa; Chordata; Actinopteri; Semionotiformes; Lepisosteidae. The record is from RefSeq and is a predicted model, not a curated record.